Molecule: messenger RNA, 2716 nt
Organism: Oreochromis niloticus (Nile tilapia)
Lineage: Eukaryota; Metazoa; Chordata; Actinopteri; Cichliformes; Cichlidae
Exons: 5
Coding region: 538-1287 (249 amino acids)
Source: RefSeq, a predicted model, not a curated record
CAGCUCAUCGAGAAGAGCAUUGCGGUUGGCUGUGACCCUGUUGUUCCACUGCUGGAAAUCAGUAACGUGUUGCACAUGCACUGAGAAUCAGAUGUUGUAGUAUCUUUCCAGCUUCAAUGUGCCUUACCUCUCGCCUUCCCUGAUAUAUAGGUCUACAUAGGUCAUAUUUGGCCUUUUUCUAGCUUUCUGCAUCACCAGAGAAAAAUGCAGUGCAGUGUGCAUGCAGCGCAAAGGAAAAAGCAUAAUGUUUUGAAAGUAGGCCAUGCUGUUGCUCAAAAAAUCACACAAAUACAAAGUCGCACAAAGUGGGGCCUAAUUUUCCAUUCACUUUUGAAGUCAGUGUGUGAACAAAGUCACUUCCGUCAAGUGACGUGUUUUGAUGUCAUGAGACAGUUUUAUUUUCUAAAUGCAUUUCCUUUUUAAACAGGCUUUGAGGUUCAGUUAGCCACAGAAAACAAAUUACUGAGGGGGCAAGUCUUCCUCCUUCAAUAUAAUCUACCUUACACUGACACCAGCUACAGUUACUUCCUGACCAAUAUGACUGUACAGAAACUUUGCUUUGUCCUGCUUCUGCCUAUACUUGUGUGUUCCAGCCAUGAAGAGAUGCUUGUGAAGAAGGCUGGGAAGGAACAAGAUGUUACUCCAAUAUGCAGCAACGAAACGCUGAACGUUAUCAUGCUGAUAGUGUGUAAGAUCAGCACACAGAGGAGCAGAGGAGAAGGGUGCAGUCUGCUGUAUCGACAUGGACACAACUUUGAGCAUGAAUGUGACUCCAGGUUCACACUGAUGAAAGAAAACGGGACUGUAUUUCUCCACCUGACAAAUUUAACACGAGAAGAUAGUGGGAACUACACCUGUGAGUGUGUACACACUGGAGGAACAUAUAAGCUCCAUCUCAAUGUUGCUGUGGAAGUACCAAUCUCAGAGGAGGAAGAGAACAUCAAUUCAACAGACACGUCUAUUUCACUUUAUUUGAUCACUGCAGCAGGAGUCGUCAUUGUAACUGGGGUUAACCUGGCAUUUAUCUACUGGUUGAGAAGUCGUGGUUGCCGUUCACAGUCAGAAACAGUUGAAAUAUCUGUCCGUAAAACUUCAUCUUCUGUGUAUGACAAUGACCUGGGGGACCAGUACAGAAGCAUUCGGCAGCCAGGAAAUGAUCUCUAUCAAAAUAUCACCUCAGUCCGCUAUCAGCGUAACAUCAGGACACAUGCAGCAAGACGUGCUGAAAAUGCCUGCAAGGAUAAUCUGGAAAUGGAUCAGGUGUCUAAUGACUACGAAAACAUUUGAACUAGAACUCAAGUUAACUUCUAGUUUCUUUCAGUCAUCCAGUUGAAGUUCACAGGGCUGCUCGAGCCUGUCCCAGCUGUGUAAAGCCAAAAGCCGAGGUACACCUUGGAUACACUCUGUCACAGCGCGAGCAGACAAGAGACAAACCUUCAUGCUCACACCCAUGGCCAAUUUAGAAGUGCACUUAACCUAAACCAUGCAUGUCUUUGGCCCGUGGGACAAAACUGGAGUACCUGACAAGAAUCAACAGAGGCAUUAACUCAAUACUAACAAGUUUGUGUCCAGCUUGGGAGGUAUGUGCCAACAAACAGAGCCAGCAGAGAAGUGUUUUCAGUGAUUGCAGAUGUUCUCCCGUGCAGGUUUCCAAAAUCCCACUGCACAGUGCAUGAUGUGGAUGAAGCUGUCAGAUGCUGAUCGGUUGACCAGCAACAGCAAAACGGGUGAAAAAAACAUCACAGAUCAAAAAAGAUGCAUGAGAGUCACAGACAGCAGCUGCAGUGGACAUUUUUCAUUGGUUUUAAACCUCAGUUUCACUUCAGUGCUUUGUAUGUUAUAACUUCACUCUCCUCCACGGCUGGCUGAUGGACCAACAACAGUAGCCCACAGACCGUUUGUGCCGUAUAUUUAUAACACUGCCCCCAUCUGACAACAGACGCUCUCUGCAGGUAGACGGGUGGUUUGAAGCUGACCACAGACUGCCCAGAGACUGCCACUGCACUACCACUGAACCAUAAUUUCCCCAUUACGAUAUUAAGUUACAACAAUACCGUGUGACAGUCAGUUCUCUUAUUAAGAGACAUUAAUACCAAUAAGCUGCUAAGAUGAUGUUGUAUUUUUUUACAUGUCUGUUUUAGCACUUUAACAUUUGCAUCUAUCUAACUUGCUAACCAUGCAAGACUAUUGCAAGCAUUGCUCUGUAAUAGUGCGACUUCUGUAUCUGCAUGAUGUUUGACCUGGCAGUAUUUUUUAGCCACCUAUGUAUAUUCUUUUAAACCUUUUUAUUGUUUUUAAAUUAUAGUUACAGACCAAAUGUUAAACUAUAUAGUUGAGUAUAUAGUUAAAGUGUUUCUCUAGAUACACAAAAAGGUUUUACAUUAAAAGGUCAUCUGUCUGCAUAUAAAACAGAAGCUUUCAUGCAGAUGCACUUCCUGUUUAGAGACUUUGAGGUUUAGGUAGUGAUGGGGGUGAUUUACUGAGGGUGCAAGUUUUCCUCCUGUCAACACACUCUACUCUACAAUGUCACAUGCCACUCCUGUCCAGUCUUGAAAGCAAUACAUAUAUGUAUAGUAUAAAAUGGUGAAAUGCUGAUUUCCAUGUUUCAAUUGAAUCACUUGAUUGUAAUCAAUUGAUUGCAGAGACUCUUGUGAAGACCUUAUAGAAUCAGAAGUCACUUGAACAUGCACUAAUAAAAGCUGCAGUUGUAAUAGGA